This is a messenger RNA of Castor canadensis (American beaver), 2890 nucleotides long. NCBI's taxonomy places the organism in Eukaryota, Metazoa, Chordata, Mammalia, Rodentia, Castoridae. The record is from RefSeq and is a predicted model, not a curated record.
AUGUUCAAAACUCUGCCAGAAAAGGCAGCUUUUAGAGCCUUAAAGCUAACUCUACAGCUGAUAGCCUCUCUCCACGACAUCGUGGCCUAUCUUUUCAGUUUUGCUAAACUUGGCAAUUGUCCAACAUGCUUUGACUUUCCUCUGAGUCCUAAUCCUUUGAGAGCUGACUGGGGAGGAACUGAGGGCAUUGGGUCUGAGCUUCAUGAGCUGCAGAAAAUGCUGGACGGCCUCCAGAGCCCACAAGACCCAACCCAAGUGGUCCAGGUCCUCCUCCUCCGCAGGGAGGUGAUGUUCCUGCAGUUUGAUGCUGCGGUGAGGCAUCUCAUCCGAACAUUUUUGGCAGCUGGAAACCUUCCUGCCUACCAAUCUGUCACAGAAGGUGUAUACCAUGGGUUGCCUCCACUGAGCAACUCUCUCAUGAAGAGCAUUUUUGCUUCACAGUUCAGCCUGCCCCAGCCACUGGAUCCACAGGGCCUUCAGGCACUUGUGCUGUUUCCUUGGCGAACAUUUCUGGAAGAUGGAGGACCAUUUACAGUCAUGAGUAGCAUCCCUGAUACUCUUGACUAUAAUAUGCAGCUGUGCCUCUGUGGUCUGAAUGACUGUGACCGCAAGGUGGCUCAUGGAGAGCUGGUGGGCGUGCAGCUGCUAAUGAAAGAUGUACUUCUGAGUAGCUAUCAUGUGGUGGUGGAAGGUUCCUCUGGACAGCAAGCCUCACUAGACAAAAAUACACAGCCAGAUUGGUCCAAACUGCUGGGAUUCAGAAGUCAAUUCCAAAGCAGCCCAAAGGCCUCUACCCUGUUGGAGAGCCAGUGCGAUGCCAUGAUGUCCUUCACUCUGCUGAGAUCCUUUCUGAUUCUGUGGAAGCAGCUGGAAGUGCUGAAGGAGCACUGGGGCCGGCUCAAGCUGCAAGGCCAGGACAUCAACUCCGUCUCCCUCCACAAGCAGUUCUCGGAGCUCUAUGAAGCUGAUAUUUUCUACCCCAGCAUGAAAGCGCUAGCUAAGCAGAUGGGGAAAGAAGACGAAUUUGAAGGACUUAUAAUAAAUAGUCAGUCCAUUCUUCCCCCCAAAGGAGCUUCAGAAAUUGAAAUAAAAACUCAGCAGCUUCGGAAACUUCUGGAAAAUCUUGAAAUUCAUAUGAUCCAAGAGGUGUUAAGAAAAGUUAAUAGAGAGAUGACACUGGUUUUAUCAGAAAAGUCCAGUCAGGAAUGUACCCUCCCAACAGAUCUUUGGAAACACCAAGUCAUGAAAGAAAACUUUUCAGUUGUAAGACCACAAAUAGUUGAAAAAUUUGUGCAAAGGUUAAUGGAGAAUUACCAGGAUGGUGGACCAGAGAUCACUUUCAGGAAAGACCACCUUGAGGCCUGCCUCCUAUCCCUGGGUUGUGAUGUAAUGGCAAGAGAACGUAGCAACUUUGAGACCUACUCCAUGUGUUAUGAGCACCUGUUGCAGCAUGCCAGACAGAGGCUCUGCCAGAAGGAGCAGGAACUAGAGCUGCUACGAGGAAGUCAAGUUCCAUCUGAAGAUCACGCUGGUCAGGUUGCAGAACUCAGCCAUGAUAUGAUCAUGGAAAUCACUGCUCUGAGAGCCCAACUCACAGAUUUGGAAGAGGAGAAUCUGAAUCUCAAAAAGCAGAUCAGAAAAGAAGUCCAAGAAGAGUAUGAAGCAUUAGUCCAAGCUUUGUUUAUGAACUGUUUACACAUAAAAGAGAAGCUGGAUGAGAAUCAGCUUAAUUUGAUCCAGAAAGUGUGUGAGCUCAUCAGUGAAGUGAGAACAGAAGGGAUAGCCAACGUGAAGGAGCUGAAGAAAAAAUGGCGCUCUGCCAGGCCUGAUGAAGGAAUAAAAGAGAAUCCAGCUAAAGAGCAGCUGCGGGCCUUACAGCAGGACAAUGAUGACCUGGCUGCCCUGGUGUGCAAAGUGAGGAGCCUAGACCGCUGGCGGCUGGCCGUGCAGCAGGCGCGCUUCCGGGACCAGCUGAGCAGGGCAGAGAAGGAAUCUGUUCAAAAUAAAAAAGAGUGUCUGAGCAUCAAGCUAAUGACAGAACAAGAAGUGAGCUUACUUCGUCAACAGUUACGGGCUCUCAGGCAAGCCCUGGCCAGGGCUCAGGCUGAUAAUACAAGACUGUGGAUGCAGCAGAAUUCCCAGGCUCAGCUGCUGAAGGAGUUAGAAUACAGAGUGACUCAGGACGCAGUCACCCGGCAGCAGCUGGAUAUCAUAAAAACAUCCAGCAUGGAGAAGCUCUUGGAGGAUGUAGGGCAAAAGGAACAGCAACUGCAGCUCCUGACUGAAGAGGCUGAACGUGCAUCUAAACUGGGUCAGCUGCAGCGGAAGAAGAUAGAGCGGGAACUCCACCAGAUGAGGAGCCGGCUUGCCCAGGAGCGCAGCGUGAAGCUGGAUGCUUUCCAGCGUGUAGAAGAGCUGCAGAGUCAACUCACUGCGGCUGAGCUGUCAUCUGUCCCAAUGAGCCUCCCAGGCAAGCUUACAUCUCAGGCUCACUACUCCUUAAACUCUGCCACUGCAUCAUCUAGAUACUCCCACCGACACUUUUUAAAGACUAAUCUUAGAGGCAGUAAAAUGACAAGAAGGAUUCAGAGACCAAAGACUGUACCUAUUAAACACAACAAAGGGAUUGAUGGUGUGCUCCAACCCAAUGCAGCAGAAAGUAUUCCAGCUACAGCUUUUCAAGUCCAAACAGCUCCAUCCAGAGACUCAUUCCAGUUGGAUUGGUAAUCAAAUCUUCUUUUUCCAGAUUUUAUUUGUACUAGCAUUUAGAUUAAUAAAAAUGACUCUAAACUCCAUUAAACCUCUUAUGUCUCUUGCCAUUACUUGGAAGAUAGUAUUCAGAGCUCAGCCCAUUCCCUUGGCAGUGAAGAAGGAAAAAUAGAAAAAAGAA